Adineta steineri is the source of this 693-nucleotide messenger RNA. The record is from the annotation of a GenBank genome assembly. Lineage: Eukaryota; Metazoa; Rotifera; Eurotatoria; Adinetida; Adinetidae.
AUGGUAAUUCAAUCACCAACUUAUCUAGUUGCAAGUGGAGAUUCUCGUUUAGCUGCCAAUCAAACAUGUUGGGAAGCACAAGAUAAUCUUGAAAAAGCUCUUAAUAAAACUUUUCAAUCAUUUAAUCAUACAAUAAAACGUGCACAUGAAUAUGAUGAAAUAAAAAAACAUGGUUUUAUUGAUAGUCAACGUAUGGGUAUGCAAGUAUUUGCUAAUUUACCAUCAGAUAAUGUACCAUUAAUUGUUGCUGAAGCUGUUUGGCAAUAUUCUCAUCAUGUUCUAGCUGGUUUAACAACACAUAAAGGUCCAAUAUUAACUGUAGCAAAUUGGAGUGGACAAUGGCCUGGUCUUGUUGGUAUGCUUAAUUUAAAUGGUUCAUUAACAAAAGCAAAUAUUAAAUAUAAAUGGCUUGAGAAUGGUACAAUUGAACAUGAUAUAUCUCACAUACGAUCAUUAAAUCAAUGUAAACAAAUAUCGAGUGAAUACGAAGAAAUUGGAAAGAAAAUUGCGGAAGAUUUAUUGAAAAAUAAAGCAAUUAUGGGUGUAUUUGAUGAAGGUUGUAUGGGAAUGUAUAAUGCUAUUGUACCUGAUGAACUUUUACAUAAAUUAGGUAUAUUUAAAGAACGUCUUAGUCAAUCAGCACUUUAUUAUGAAAUGCAAAAUACAAAAGAUGAAGAAGCUCGUGCUAUUUAA